Molecule: messenger RNA, 6645 nt
Organism: Salpingoeca rosetta
Lineage: Eukaryota; Choanoflagellata; Craspedida; Salpingoecidae
Exons: 15
Coding region: 468-6569 (2033 amino acids)
Biological process (GO): positive regulation of GTPase activity; Ras protein signal transduction
Cellular component (GO): plasma membrane
Molecular function (GO): guanyl-nucleotide exchange factor activity
Source: RefSeq, a predicted model, not a curated record
CGAAAUUUUUCGGUGCACCGAACCGAUUUUCGCUGACAAAACAGCGCCAACGAGCACACAACAACCAGCAGAUCGCCGUUAACAGGUUAACAGGCAGCAUUGGUUGCGGCUCGUUGGGGAGUUGGUGAGUGUGCGAGCGAGGAGCACACGAACAAGCGGAACAGCGUGGGUGCACGGGAAGAAGGGAAGAUAGCGGGGCUCGUUUGGCUGGCUGGGAAGAUAACACACCCUGCCGCUCGCAUACAAGCUCAACAACAAGCAGCAGCAGAAGCCCUGCUCGGUGCUGGGUUGGACACGGGCCACUGGCACUGCAACACAACAACAAAGAAGCCACCAAACCAAGUCCGUGUGAAGGCAAGCAAGCAAGCAAGCAAGCAGCAGCAGCACGCCUGUCGCACAGAGGAACCCAGUGGGAACGUCCAGCAGCUGCUGAACGGCAAGCUCGCGACCGCUAGGAGGGAGAGACGAUGGAGUCGCAAGGAAGCCAGUUGUGGCAGCAGGAGGUGCUGGAGCUGCCGGCCGUGUUUCGAGGGUCUCUCAUCGUGAACGGCCGCACUUCCGCUGCUGUACGCAUGCAAGCGGGUCUCAAGGCAAUCACAGCCAGCAAGCGCGGCAAGCGAGGGGUGCUCUGCGGUGUGGAUGAUGAAGGCGUGUACGCACGUGACCCGCAACAGGCCACCGCACCGCCACUCUUCAGCUGCAACUUUCCCUCCAUGGAGCGCAUCUCCAUCUUCAGCUCACACAACACGUUGUGCGUGGUGCUGAAGAAGGAGGGCGAGUCAAGCACCAUGUAUGGGUUUGAGUUUCAGGACGCAUAUGAAGCACAGGCGUUCCUGAAGGAAGCGCUCAACAAGAAGAACAUCAAGGAGUGGGAAAUCAAGCAGCGGGAGAAGAUGGAGCGAAAGAUCCUUCGGAAAAAGAGCAACAGCCUCUCCCCGCAACGCGUCCGCAAAGACAUUGCCGCUUCACGAUCAGCUGCGGCAUUGGCAAGCGGAGCAGCAGGUGCAGACACACGACAGCUGCUGAUGCGGCUGAGUCAGGCGCACAUUGACAUGCUGCUUGCUGCCAUCUCAUCGCAGCCCAUGACCGUAAUCACCAGCGCGAAGGCCCUCCUCAAGGUUGUGCAAGACGCGUGUGAUGCAACACCAGCGCGCUACUCGGCAGCAAUAGCCCCGCUGAGGCACGAGUUCUCGAAGAUUGUGGAAUACGUGCCGCAGGGCAUGGCAGACGCGGAGCAGCGCGAACACGUGCUCAAGGAGAUGGCCAGCACAUCCGCACGCCUGAUGGACGCCGUGAAAGGAAUGCUGAGUCAGCACUCCAGCGCGCAGGCGGCGGCGUCGUCGCCAAAGGGGCUGCCGCCACCACCCAACAUCGAGGAUGUGGUGCGCAGGGGCAGCGUCUCAUCUGCAUCGGAAACGCUCUACAGGCACAUGAGUUGGACCAGCAGAGCAUCAGGGCCGGGCAGCCGUGAGAACCUGUUGCUGGCCACUGGCAUCUCCCUUGAUGUUCAAUCGUUUGAUGAACUUGCAGAAGAGGCACUUCGCGUCUGUCACGUGCUUGCAAGCAAACACUCGCCAGCGAAGGAUGCAGAGGCGCUGUCACGUAUUGUGGAGAAGAAGUGCAAGCAGUGGCUCAAAUUUGCGUUUCCGUGGGUGUCACACGCAGAGCCACGCAAUGCUCGCCUCGUUGCAUCACAAUCUUCCACGUCUGAAAACACGAGUGCUGCCUCCAGCGGCAUUCCCACAUCGCCCCUGGCUGUGUUCUUGCUGUGCUACCGCAUGGCGUAUGACCCAGAAGCACUGCUUGAUCUGCUGGUGCGAAUGGCGAUGCUGCCGCCAAUUGAGCCGCGACAAACACACAUGUCCGCGGACGCAACCGGCGCAGCACUCUCGCGUGCAUCCACAGCAUCGACGCCGGCUUUCGUGGACAACACCGUUCACGUGCUUGAGCUGUUGUUGCACUGGGUGGUUGCAUAUUGGGUUGACUUUGAGGAGCGCCCCGAGUACGUGGCUGCACUGCACCGCACCAUCGAAGACCUGCACUGUGACACGACGCAUGCCUGGCUGAGGGAUGAGGUGCUUGCCGCUGUUGAGUACCAGCAGGCACACGGCCUCCCCAAGCCCGUGUUGCACGCGCAGAAACAGGGCGUCGGCCCAACACCAGGCAUCGUGCUGCAGAUUCCGCCACACACGCUGGCGGAGCAGAUGGCGUUGUACGACUAUGACCUGUUUAAACGCGUGCAUCCGCGCGAAUACAUUGAGCAAGCGUUUUCAGGCAGCAAGCAGGACCUCAACGCCACUGCGCCAAACCUUCACUUGCUCAUUCUGCGUUUCGAGGACGAAGGACAGUGGGUUGCUGCUGAAAUUGUCCAGCACAAGACGCGCAAGGAACAAGCCACCAUGAUUGCGAAAUUUCUACGGGUGGCAGAGGAAAGCUUGAAGCUGCACAACUACUUUUCCUUCUUCGCCAUCAUGGGGGCGCUGGCGUGUCGCGAGGUUUCGACGCUGAAGCGGGCGUGGCGCAACUUGCCGGACAAGUACAAGCGCUUGCACGCAUCUUUGGACCGCCUUACUGACACUAGCAGAAACAUGAAGGCAUACAGGGAUGCUUGGAGAAAUGCGGGCCACAAACCAAAACUGCCGUUUCUUCCGCUUCACUUGAAGGAUUUGCUGUUUGCGAAGGAGGCGUGGUCCGCAAGCGAACGGCCGUGGAAAGAAGCGCUUGAAUCGUGGCAGCUCGUCGCCAAGAUCAUCAGGGAACUGAUGAUGUGGCAUCCGUACAAGAUGCACUGCGAUUACGGCCUCCAGUCAUACCUGAGGGUGUCUGUGCUGCGACGUGAGCCAGAUUCGCUGCCAUCGGCUGUUGUGCGCCGCCAGUCUGUGCUCUCGUCCCCGCCACGCAGCGGCCGUCCCGAGCGCUCGCCAUCGUGGCGACCCCAGCGCCCGCCAAUCGCCGGGAGCGUCAGCACGCACGCGAGCGAGUACGACGUGCGGGGUGGGAAGGCACCGUUGUCAGCAGCAACUGCAGCAGCAGCAGGCAGAGGAGGAGGAGAAGAAGAAGGUGGAGGAGGAGGAAUGGAACAGAGGGGUGAGACGGCGUCAUGCCCAAGCAGUACAGGCACCACCGAUGAUGAUGCGGCCGCCACAGCAACCACUCCCAACAGCAGCCGCCACCCUUACAACAGCAAUAGCAACAGUAACAACAACAAGCAACACUCCUCGGUGGCAGGCAGUGAAAGGGGAACACCUGCUGCGCUCAACACGGCCGCACUCGCAGACACGCCAACAAGUGGCGGUGAUGCAACUCUCCGACCCGUCUCCACACCCGAGGAGAACACCACCACCACCACCACCAACAACAACAACAACAACAACACCGCCAACAACAACACAACGGAGGAAGCUGUGGCAGCGGCGGCAGUACAAAAGGGCGACAGCAGUGUUGAUGGCACUCGUGAGGAGCAGCCUCAACAUGCCAAUGUUGGUGAUGCUCAUAGUGAUGAUGGCAGUCAGGUUGUGUCUUCAGAGCCACAGCAGCACCCGCUGAAGGGAAGACCCCAUGCCCAAGCACGCACAGCGGCGAAAGGAGGCGACGCGGAAGAGCAAGAAGGUGAACAGGAGCGUGUUGAAGAAUUUCAGUCUUACCGGCAGCAGGGAGGUGAUGCUGCUGUGCAGGAUGCACCGCACACGCCCGUCGGCGCCGCCACUCUCGCUCGAGCACAUGCUGCGUCAGCAGUGGCAACAACACCACUCAAGACCAUUGUGGAGGAGAGCCUUCCAUAUCACAUCCCAAGCAGCCCAUCCCUCAUUGCGCUCAUGCAGAAGGCAAAUCGAACAUCACCUGUGCGAAUGAGCGCACAGCGGCGGCGCCAGUUUGCACUCGCCACACUCACGUCGCCUGCAUCUGCGCGGGGUGCCCGCACGAAACGACGCAUGCCGCGUGCACUGACAACGGUGGAGGAACGCGCACACGUGCACCGGCAGCACCAGCAGCACAAGUGCGGGCAGUCAACCUCUGCUCUGCGCAGGGAUGAUAGCGGCAACCGCAUGAUGUCUGUAUCGAUGCUUGCCACCACAACAACAGCCCGUGAUGAUAUGAAGCAGAAUAGCAGCGACGCCGAUGGCUUUCACUGCCGGACAGAGCAAGGCGGCGUGGCUGCCAACCUGUCGCUCGAUGAAGGGGAGCGCUCGUGGUUGUCGGGACUGCGAACAGCAAAUGGACAUCUGGGCGAGCAUAACGCCUCCUUCAACACAUCUGCACAGUCCAUGAAUGGGUCGUUUCUCGAGUCAGCGGUUGGUGGCGAUGGCGGCAGUGCACGUGUGCAGGACAGCGGCCUUCGUAUGGAGACUGAGGACCAGUUUGCGCAGCAGUGGCGCGACCUCUCACCAAUCCGCGCUGUCGACGAUGCAGACGAUGAUGGUGCUGAUGGUAGUGGUGUUGGGUUUGGUAAUUAUGGAGGCGAACCACGCCUUGCGGUCACACGACCCACGCGCGGGCGACCGAACACAUCACAGCGUGACGGUGACCAGGUCAAUCACCACCACCACCACCACCAUCUUGGGCGGCACCAGCAACAGCGGCAAGGUGUUCGGCGGCGUGGUGUGAGCGCAGAUGACCAGGCGCGACUUCGACGGCAGCAGCGUGGACGACGCAUCACACGCGAGGAGUUGCUCGGAAUCCACGACAGCGACAACACCAACACCAACACCAACAGCAACGGCAAGAACACGGACAGAAGCAACAGUAGCAGCUGCAACGCCAAUGCACGCUGUGAUGCGCAUGCCAUCGCCAGCUACAAUGAUAGUGAUGGCAAAGGCAUGGGUGUGAAGCCGCGUCGACGCACGUCAUCUGUUGGUGCGGACAUUGAAGCCGUUCUGCGCCCGUGGCUUUGGCAGCAACAACAAGAACAAGAGCAAGGUGGCGGCGGCGGUGAUUGGGAGGCACAACAGGACAGGCGUGGCAGACCGUGGAUUCAGCAACGCGGGAAGGAUCACAUUCACGCGCAGAAUCAUCAUUUCGGGGCAGAAAGUGGACCAUCGCAGGUGUGUGAAGACGGCGGGCAUGCAGAUGAUGCACUCGCUUCCACUGUUGCGCUGGCAGCGACACAGCUCGCGUCAACCAGUCCCCAGCGCCAUGGUUACCAGGAGUCACACCACUACAGCCACCAACACCACCAACACCAGCACGACCGCGCGUGGUUGUCGUUGAUGGCGUCACCGUUUCACACAGCACAGAAGUUGCGCAGCUCGGUGCUUGGUGCGCAUUACGCAAUGCUGUCCGCACAGCUGAAGGGGACGAGCGCCUGCGGUGGCCACGAGGAAUGUGAUGAUGACGACAAUGAUGAUGAUGACGCUGAUGGUGGUGGUGGCGACGAUGUUGCUGGUGAUGGUGACGCAUCCAGUAAUGCUCUUGGCGCGGACAACAACAGCACCGCAUCAACCAUCACUGCCAGCACGGCAGAUGGCAGUGAUGCUACGCCAACAGGCUUGGGUGCCAAGGAUGCCAAGGAUGCCGAAGGGGCACCCAUCGAUGCCGCCACGGUGACAGCAACAGCAGCAGUAGCAGCAGCAGCAACAGGCACAGUCACAGCAGGUACAGACACAAUGACGUCAGCAGCAACUGUGCCUGCAUGCAACAUUUCUCGUGCGAAUCCGCUGUCACCGCGGAGCCGCCGCCGCCUUCGCCUGAUGCAACUUGUCGUGGAGGCGCGUGCCAUGGUUGGCCAGAGCCCUGUUCGCCGCUCAUCGCCAUCCUCGCGUCGUGCGCGUGUGCGCGGCGCAUCUGCCACACACCGGGCGUGCACCUGUGGUGCUGCUGAUGGCGGAGAUGGUCGUGCUCGUGUUGGUGCGCGUGCCUUGCACGUGGACGAGGCACGUCGAUCCCUCUCCCUGCCGAGCGAGAGUGGUCAGGCGGCCGCCAAGGGCACGUGCACGUGCACAUGUGCGCAGGCGCUGAGGCGGGGCGAACAGGCCGUUGCUGCAACGACGAGAGCAUUCUCGCUCGCAGGUCGCAGCUCAACCCAUCACCAGCAGCAUCAAGGACACACGAACGGCCAACAUGGAAGCAACGCAGCCUCGUAUCACAGGGACGGUGGUGGUGGCCGUCAUGGUGUCGAUUCGCCGGCGUCGCCCUCAGCCUCGAGCGGACACUGUUCCCCCGCUACGGAGUGCGCGCUGCACGUGCCCGGUAUGGGUGCAGGCAACAACGUCGUCGUCAUCAACACGCACCACCAGCAGCAACAGGAUCAGCACCGACAUGAUCAUGCACCACAACAACCACGUGAUGGGAGCGCGGUGCACGCAGAAGGGCCCACACGCCAGCUGCGGGGCAGUGACAGUGGUGCGAGCGUGAACACGUCCACAGACGUGAAAAAACGGCUGUCACAGUCGUCAUCGUCGCAAGUGAACACGAGCACAGGAUCGCACGCCAGUGGGCGGCACCCGAGCGAUGGCACUGACAACAACGAGGACGAUGAGGGUGCUGGCUGGUUUGAUGAGAGCUUGGUUGAGUUUGGCGUGACGCGCGUCUCUGUUGAGGGCGAUGUUGUCUCAUAUGAAACCGUCAUUUGAUGCCAGGGGAUAUGCGCGUGUGUGUUGUGUUGUGUUUGUGUUGUGUUGUGCUGUGUUUGUGUUGUGUUGUGUUGUG